This is a messenger RNA of Notolabrus celidotus (New Zealand spotty), 1356 nucleotides long. RefSeq names its product 5-hydroxymethylcytosine binding, ES cell specific (gene hmces). NCBI's taxonomy places the organism in Eukaryota, Metazoa, Chordata, Actinopteri, Labriformes, Labridae. Gene Ontology annotation, molecular function: single-stranded DNA binding. Bases 170 to 1195 code for a protein of 341 amino acids. The record is from RefSeq and is a predicted model, not a curated record. Gene Ontology annotation, biological process: DNA damage response. The transcript is spliced from 7 exons.
UUUGCACGUCAGCGUCUUACGUAAAGGCUAGCUCCUCAGAUUGUGCCCAGGCAGAUCCCUGCACCCUGAACUGCAGACCCAAACACAGCGAAACACAGACCCACGACCGGAUAAACAUCGACUAAAACACUCUCUACAGCUGUCAGAACACUUGGUUUGAGACUGUGAAAUGUGUGGAAGAACUGCGUGCACCCUUGCUCCUGACGAGGUGAGCCGAGCCUCCUCCUACAGAAACCGUGGAGGGCGGCGGAGGCAGCCCCGCUGGAAGGAUGGAGAUGCGGACAAAUACCGACCAUCUUACAACAAGAGCCCCCAGUCCACGAGUCCCGUCCUGCUGUCCCGGAGGCACUUUGAUAAGGAAGCUCCUGAGGAUGAAUGUGUGCUGGCGGCCAUGCGUUGGGGUCUGGUACCUUCCUGGUUCAGAGAGAAAGACCCAAGCAAGAUGCAGUACAGCACCAACAACUGCCGCAGUGAGAACAUCUUACAAAAGAAAACUUACAAGGACCCAAUGAAUAAAGGACAGCGUUGUGUCAUCCUGGCUGAUGGUUUCUACGAGUGGAAGAAGCAAGAAAAGGCCAAGCAGCCUUUCUUCAUAUACUUCCCCCAGACUGAGGAGAAAACCAAGCAGGAUGACAAAUCACAGGCCUCGUGCUCUCCAGAGGAGGCCUCCCCUGAGUUGACAGAGAAGGAAGAUGCAUCAGGUGAGUGGACAGGAUGGAAGUUGCUGACUAUGGCUGGAGUGUUUGACUGCUGGACACCUCCAGGUGGAGUAGAACCUCUUUACACAUACAGUGUGAUCACUGUGAAUGCUUCUCCAAACCUGCAAAGUAUUCACCAUAGGAUGCCAGCAAUCCUGAAUGGAGAUGAAGAAGUGAGAAGAUGGCUUGAUUUUGGCGAGGUGAAAGCAGUGGAUGCCUUGAAACUGCUGGAGUCUAAGAACAAUUUGACUUUUCAUCCCGUGUCUUCCCUUGUCAACAACUCACGCAACAAUUCUCCAGAGUGCCUCCAGCCUGUGGAUCUCAACAGCAAAAAGGAGCCCAAGCCUACAGCCAGCAGUAAGAUGAUGGCGAGCUGGCUGAAGAGCAGUGCACCUACGAAGAGGAAGGAGGCUGACACGAGUGAGAGUAAAGAAGAGAAGAAAAGCAAAUCUGAAGGAGGGCUUCAGAGAGCCUCCAAGAAGUCAAGAACCACUUAAAGAUACAAAUCUGGAUUUCAAACUGCAGUAUUUAAAAAAAAUAUUUAGGUCUUAAUAUUUGCACCCACUAGUUUUAAAAGUAUAAUAAAAAGGUUGAAGAUUUUGUUGUUGUUGUUGUUGUAGUAACCAUUGCCAAUGAAUAAAGUAUGCUACACAAAUUA